AUGCAAUUCUUGAAGGGAACAUCUCGAACAAUCAUCAAACUCAAUCAAUGCCAACGAAUGGCACAAAAAUUUUAUCAAGCACGAGGUCUCGGAAGAAGCGGUAAUGAAAGUGGAGCUCUUCAUGAUUUACCUGAUUGGUCCUACACUGAUGGAACACCAGGCCCAGUGAGUAACGGAGCCAUGAAAAAAGAGGAAAAACGAAAAAUGUUUGUGGAGCGUGUAAUUCGAUUAGCAGUUGAAGCUGACCAGGACGCAGCAAAGCAUUUGAAUUUGGAGCCAUCAGUCCGAGCACAUCGUCAGAGAGAUGUUUCUUUUUAUUUUGACUUGUUAGAAAAAGGAUACACUGUCAAAGGAGUGAAAGAUAGAUUGAAAGUUUUGAGAGAAAGCGGAAAAAUUCCAAUGUAA
Molecule: messenger RNA, 405 nt
Organism: Naegleria lovaniensis
Lineage: Eukaryota; Heterolobosea; Eutetramitea; Acrasida; Naegleriidae
Exons: 1
Coding region: 1-405 (134 amino acids)
Biological process (GO): mitochondrial translation
Cellular component (GO): mitochondrial large ribosomal subunit
Molecular function (GO): structural constituent of ribosome
Source: RefSeq, a predicted model, not a curated record